This is a messenger RNA of Penaeus vannamei (Pacific white shrimp), 804 nucleotides long. The record is from RefSeq and is a predicted model, not a curated record. NCBI's taxonomy places the organism in Eukaryota, Metazoa, Arthropoda, Malacostraca, Decapoda, Penaeidae.
UGCCAUCAUUCGACUUGUCAACAUGGCCAACGCGACUCAUUUGCUUCUCCUGCUGAUAUGCACAAGACUGACCGUUGGCGCCAGUACGUAUAAUGAGACGGAAGGUACCAAGCGCCUGGAGGGAAGAGAUGGAAUGUUGCAGCAGUGGCCAUUCGCCAGGCAAGGGAUGGAUAUUUUGGGCUCCUCCUUCCGCCACGGCCUGGACUGGGUGACGACGCUGACGCAUUCCAUAAGGCGUGUUGUGCUUUUCGACCCUCAUCACCCAGGUCACGAAACCCAAGUGUUGAAGAUAGUGAAUCCUGAUGACCCAGGCAGUCUGUCAGGGAAGACCCCCACUUCCACGCAGGAUUAUACAAUGGCCUACACGGUGACGCAAGAACCCCCAACGAUGAAUAAUGAAAGUAGUGAAAGCAUCAUUGCAACUUCCGAGGCCCUAACGGAAGGCUUCGAACCAGUAGCAGCAUUUGUGAAGAAUGACACUUUAAUAAUCGAGCCCGUGGACUUCUCAGAGGAAGAUAAUCGCAUGCACCCCGACGUUUACUCAGAAAUUCCUGACCUGCCGACUGUGAAGAGAGAGAAACCAGAAGGAAACAAGGGCGUGUUCCACAUAGCAGUUGGUGCCAUUGGGUUAUCGACAAUUGUGACUGGUGUCGUUCUCAUGUCAAGUUUCAGAGAGCGCACGCACAGGCCUUCUAUCUUGGUGUCGCGUGGCGUUCAGACAAUAUAAGGAGAGGUAGGAAGUUUUAUAUGGCAUGUAUAUAUGUUGUGCAGUUAUGAGAAAACAAUAAAACACGAAUAUUCAAA